CGUGCGGUUUCGUCGCUCUUUCGUUUCAUCGUUGGACUUCCGAAACGCCUCUGCUGAGUCAGCACAAACGACUGCAUAAGAACAUGUCCGCCCCAGAUGCCGCAGCCCCCGGCGCUCCAGGAGCCCCCGGGGCAGACGGAGCCCCGGGAGGUGCGCCCCCCGCGCCGCCCAACACCUCCAGCAACCGCAGGCUGCAGCAGACGCAGGCCCAAGUCGAGGAGGUGGUGGACAUCAUGAGAGUGAACGUGGACAAGGUUCUGGAGAGGGACCAGAAGCUCUCAGAGCUGGAUGACAGAGCGGACGCUCUCCAAGCGGGGGCGUCCCAGUUCGAAAGCUGCGCGGCCAAGCUCAAGAACAAGUACUGGUGGAAGAACUGCAAGAUGAUGAUCAUGAUGGGCAUCAUUGGAGUCAUCAUGCUGGGAAUAAUAUUCUUGUACUUCUUCUAUUGAGCUUCGGCAAUCAUGAGGAACAAAUAUGGACUCGAGAACGUUGAUGAGAUGGAUGACCGACAAGCGAGUACAACAAAAAAAAACAAUCCUCCCUUUUCAACCAUCCUCUCCUGAUCUCCGACUGGUCUCGUCUGUUUUUCUUUGUCCUAUUUUUGUCUCUUUUUUUGUGAACUCUGUUCUUGCCUUGCUCAUCCUCGUCCUUCCGCCUGUGUUUUCGACUUAAGCCCCGCUUGGGUUCAUCGUUGCUCGUGUAUUAUUGAGGGAAGCGCAGCUGUUAGAAGAAGGAAAGGCAAAGGAGGGAGAAGACCAUUUUCGUUGAGGGCACUAGUGGAACAACUGUGUCUUACUACUGCUGUUUUUUUCCACUCCUGCGUAGCAUUUCUGCACAGUAGCAGGACAAACUCUCCUUAUAACUGUCUUACUAGCCAGACAAAUUUGUGUACCCGUUGACAACUGUAUGAAAUAUUAGUGCUACUAUCAGUGAGAUAACAUUAUGCCAGUUAGCAUCUAGUGCAGGGGUGUCAAACUAAUUUUUGUCGAGGGCCACAUUAUUCUUAUGGUUUCCCUCGGAGGGCCAUUAUGACUGUGAAACCCUAAAAAUAUUGAAUCGUCUCAUCAUAUUUAUAUCAAUUUAUGAACUAUUUCUGGGAUGAGAAAUCAAGGGUAAUCAGUUUUUCAACUAUUUUUCAUGUUUGGUCAUUCAAAAAUUCUUGUAAUUUCAAUGUUAUCAUUUAUGGAAUUUGACAAUUUGUAAUUUUGGUCCAGAUUUUCACAAAAACUGUGGAAGUUGACACACUAGAUAUGCCUUAGCGAGCCACAUAAAAUCACGUGGGGGGGGGGGGGGAGACAUGGCCCCCGGGCCUUGAGUUUGACACCCGUGAUCUAGCGCAUCACUUUUAGUGCUGAAAGUAAAAUGUACUUCUACUCCUAGUGUACCAUAGUUAUUUUGCUAAUGUGCUGAACUGACAUACUAUUGAGUAAAAACAGCGUACUACUGGUAAUUGGACCUCAAACAUUUGAGCAUUUGCUCUAUCCAGUACUACUGAAUAAUCCUUCACAUGUCUAAUUUGAGCUAGUAGUGUUACUACAACACCACCGAAGUUUACAAUAAGGUUUAACUGCAUACCAGUGGGCCAAAAGAGGCUCAAGUAAUGAAAAAAAAGUUACUAGUAAGACAUUCAAGUCAUUCAACUAGUGUGCCUCAAUUAUUCUACUGCGGUCUAUUGAAUUGUCAUACUAGUGAGGGCAAAAAGUGUACUAGUAUGCGGACCCUUGGAUGGAUAAUGAACUGCUGCUAAAACGGCUUUCCAAACGUGUUCCUUUCAGGUCCGCCAAUUUCAAGACUAACUCGGCUCCAUUCGGAAAACGAUGAGACGAACGAACGGAGCUUUGUCAUUUCGACUUUUGUCGGUGAUUGGAAGGAUUCAAACGCGUUAGU
Molecule: messenger RNA, 1887 nt
Organism: Syngnathoides biaculeatus (alligator pipefish)
Lineage: Eukaryota; Metazoa; Chordata; Actinopteri; Syngnathiformes; Syngnathidae
Gene: vamp1b
Product: vesicle associated membrane protein 1b
Exons: 5
Coding region: 84-449 (121 amino acids)
Biological process (GO): vesicle fusion; vesicle-mediated transport; SNARE complex assembly
Cellular component (GO): plasma membrane; SNARE complex
Molecular function (GO): SNAP receptor activity; syntaxin binding
Source: RefSeq, a predicted model, not a curated record